GGGGAAAUGCAUGGCACGAGAUACGACAGCCGCCAUACUUAGCCAGAGCCCAGACAGGAUUUCUAGUUUUCUAAAAUUCUACGACUAAAAUUAUUCUGAAACUAAAAGCUACCAUACAACAUGGCAACCAAACUAGUCCAGUGGCUCACAGUCUUUUUUCUUGUUGCCAGUAUUUGGAGUGCCCUGUUGUUUGACCUCAUCCCAAUUCGGUUGGAUGAUACAUUAAAAGAAGUCAUAUGGCCGUUCCCAGCGUAUUUUCUUGUAGUAUUUGGGUGCUUUUCCCUUGGAACCAUUGGAUAUCGAGUUGCUACUUUUAAUGAUUGCGAAGAUGCCGUAGUUUCACUUAAAGAGGAACUCAAAGAAGCAAGGAAAGAUCUGACCAGCAAAGGAUUUACAUUCUCAUGACACGGUGGAAUGUAUAGACUCUAGAAAUAAUUGAAACAUCUCAACAGCCGUAUUUACUUUAUAAAGCAAUUGAUUUAAACCUAAAGAUGAUAAUUGCCACUGUGUCCCGAUACUCUUGUGUUUGUACUCCAGUUUUCAUUCCAUGCUUUUGGCUGUAAAUUUGUAAUGGUUGGAAAUCAUGAAUACAGAAUGGUCUUUAUAUUCAAACUCAUCAGGAGAUAUGUGCACCAAGUAUCAGGAACCCAUCAAGUUGCUGGCGGCAACAAGAGGAAUGAUUGCCCAGAGGAUUUAAUAUGAUGGUAUCCACAAGUGGAAGUUUGCUCAGUGUAGUUUGAUUCAUUAUAGCAAAUAUAGCAAGCAAAUCUUCAAUGGUUAUCCGUUUAUUUUUUGGAUAGGAUAGGGUGUACUAUGAUCUUAUACUUAAAGGGAAAUCCAACCUGAACAACAAACUAAUAUAAUAGAAAGCAGAUAAAUCAGAGAAGCACACUGGUGAAAAUUUGAACAAAAUUGGACAUAAGAUAAGAAAGUUAGGAAUCAAAUAUUUAAUAUUUAUAUGUUAUGUAGUGCCCGAAAGGAGAAAUUUAUUUUUGUAAACAACAAAUUGGAGAUGAGUCUGCAUAUGUCACAAUCUAGUGCCCAAAUUGCCAAUUUGAGAUUCGCAUAGAUACAGUGACCUAAUAAUUCACACUUGUAUAACUUUCUUAUUAUUAUCACAUUUGUUUCAUAUAUUAAUAUUUAUGUGGGGGAAGGUUUUUUUUUCUUGUUAUUUCUCUUUCUAUAAGCCUGAAUCUUGCUAUAGUAGCAAGUUAUGUACCGGUGAGGAGCCUGCUUGCUUUAAACCAGGGCCCGUCUUGUAAAGAGUUGAGAUCGAUCUGAAUUAAUCGCAAGACCUCCAAUCAAAUGCAAGUUUACAGUCUCGUAUCUCUUAUGUACAUACAGUAGUUGAGAUUGAUAUUAAUCGCAAAUAAGUUCUGAUUAACCGUAACUGAUUAAAAGACGGGGCAAUAUGUACUGCUCUAAAUAGAUGCACUCACUACAAAGAGAUACUGUCCAUAUAAUUUGUGAAGACUAAGUCAUGGAACUCAUUGAACAACAAAUAAGUAAAUCAUAAUAUGUAAAGGGCAUUUUUUUCGUUGGUUCAGGUAUUUGUAAAAAAUCCUGAAACUGAGAAAGUAAGCAUAUUGCGGUAUUAAACAAAUCUUAUUAACUUUGAUGCUAACUUUGAGCAUAAAAGUUGAAUAUCAGUGCUUCAUAUGGAUGAUGUAUUUAAAAAUUUUAACCCCAUGUUUUGUUGUAUUGUGUCUGUCUCUAUCAAUGUGUCCAUUAAAAAAAAACUUGUAAUAAAACUAUACAUCUCAAAAAUUCACCUAAGUCUCAAGUUCAUAGACAUUUCCAUUGACAUUCAAUAGGAUUUCUAAGAACUUAAACAACGGUUUCAUAAAUAUGGCCCUGUUGUGUUCAUGCCUUUCUGCUUGUUUGUACUGCUUGUGUCAUUUUAACUGUUAUUGCUAUUUGAUUUAUGCCAAAGUGGUUUCUAGAAAGAUAUGACAUAUACUGUAUAUGUAAUUAAUGGUAAUAGAAUUUCUUCCAUAUUUGUCUGUAUAAUGUGCUUUUUUUAGGUUUGCCGAAUCAAUUUUUUGUGUAUAUACAUGUAAACCGACUUGUAUUUCAAACUGUAGGUCGCAAUAAAACUGACUAGAAUUAUAAUCAUUAAAUGGA
This is a messenger RNA of Strongylocentrotus purpuratus (purple sea urchin), 2124 nucleotides long. RefSeq names its product dolichol-phosphate mannosyltransferase subunit 3. Gene Ontology annotation, biological process: GPI anchor biosynthetic process. The transcript is spliced from 5 exons. Gene Ontology annotation, cellular component: endoplasmic reticulum membrane; dolichol-phosphate-mannose synthase complex. The record is from RefSeq and is a predicted model, not a curated record. The coding region runs from base 121 to 405 and encodes 94 amino acids. NCBI's taxonomy places the organism in Eukaryota, Metazoa, Echinodermata, Echinoidea, Camarodonta, Strongylocentrotidae.